Danaus plexippus (monarch butterfly) is the source of this 3784-nucleotide messenger RNA. RefSeq names its product dachshund homolog 1 (gene dac). The record is from RefSeq and is a predicted model, not a curated record. The transcript has 12 exons. NCBI's taxonomy places the organism in Eukaryota, Metazoa, Arthropoda, Insecta, Lepidoptera, Nymphalidae. The coding region runs from base 36 to 2126 and encodes 696 amino acids.
GCGACGGGCGUGUGAUGCGCGUGUAGUCACAUCCGAUGAAGAUGGAGUCCGCCGUGGACUCAGCGUCGACCGCGAGCGAAGUUAGCGGUUCUAGCGGAGGCUCGCCCAGAGUGAAGGCUGCGUCGCCAGCUAGAGCGCUCAGCCCGCCGUUGCUGGCGCCGAGACUGCCUCUCCCGCCGCCGGGCCUCGGGCUGCUGGGCUCGCUGCAGAUGAUGCAUCACUCGCCGCUGGAGCUGAUGGCAGCCGCUCACCAUCACGGCCCACCGCGCUAUGGCAGCCCGCCGCCUAUAUCCACAUCCGACCCAUCCGCUAAUGAGUGCAAGCUGGUGGAUUACAGAGGACAGAAGGUCGCAGCCUUCAUCAUCCAGGGCGACACCAUGCUCUGCUUGCCGCAGGCUUUCGAGCUGUUCUUGAAGCAUCUAGUGGGCGGGCUGCACACAGUGUACACGAAGCUGAAGAGACUGGACAUAGUGCCGCUGGUGUGCAAUGUAGAGCAGGUUCGCAUCCUGAGAGGUCUGGGCGCGAUACAGCCUGGGGUCAACCGCUGCAAGCUGCUCUCCUGCAAGGACUUCGACGUGCUCUACCGCGACUGCACCACGGCAAGGUGCCUGUCAAUGAAAGCGCCAGACAGCUCUAGACCGGGGCGACCUCCGAAGCGUGCCUCGGGUGUGGGCCUGUCGCUAGCCGCCACCCAAUUCCCUGGACAUCCCUUCAAGAAGCAUCGCCUUGAGAACGGAGACUACUCCCCAUAUGAAAACGGACAUAUGAGUGAAAUGGCUCGUAUGGACAAGUCCCCCCUGCUCGCUAAUGGGUACAACGCGCCCCCCACGCACCUGGGACCCAUGGGCUUCAUGCAUCAGCACGCGCUCAUGUCCCCCAGUAUGCACCACGGAGUCCCUCGACCUGACGGAUCCAUCAUCAAAGGCCAGCCGAUGCACAAUAUGGAGGCACUGGCGAGAUCUGGUAUUUGGGAGAAUUGUAGAGCAGCUUACGAAGACAUCGUAAAACAUCUAGAAAGGUUGCGGGAUGAGAGAGGUGAUAUCGAACGUGUGAUAGCGAUGGACAAAGCACGCGAGGGUUCACAUAACGGCUCCUCUCCAGGUCACAGUCCUGUCUUGAACCUCUCGAAAUCAGGUUCUGGAGAACGGGAACGAGAACGAGAGCGCGAACGUGGGGAAAGGGGGGAGGGUUCUGCCAGUGGUCGAAGCUCAGCAGCUUCUCGCCGCACACCCCAACCUCCCCGCAUACCAUCCACAGCAGCAGCUGCUUCACCCAGAUCUCAUACUGACGAUAGUGAUCCUGGUCUCUCUGACCAAGAAGACCAUAAUGUUAAAGACGAAGAUGACGGCGCUGAGUUGAGUGACGGUGAGCGUGAUAUGCCAACGAAUACAUCACCAGCUGCUGUCAACUACCCGACUCAAGGAUCUCCCUCAAACGUGCCCGUGGACCCGUCCGCAGACACCCUGGUCUCCUCAACGGAAACGCUCCUGAGGAACAUUCAGGGGCUGCUCAAGGUUGCAGCAGAUAACGCACGCCAGCAAGAACGACAGAUUAGCUACGAAAAAGCCGAACUGAAGAUGGACGUCCUAAGAGAACGAGAAGUGAAAGACAAUUUGGAAAGACAACUACUCGAUGAACAGAAGAUGAGAGUUAUGUAUCAGAAGAGACUAAAAAAGGAAAGAAAACAACGACAACAAAUACAAGAACAGUUAGAAAUGGAACUUAAGAGACGACAGAAGAUUGAAGAAGCAUUGAAGCAAUCGGGGGCGCCUUCUGAGAUACUCAGAAUAGUCACUGAGAAUCUAUCACCGCCCCCAGAGAAUAGGGAACGCGAGAAUGGUACGGAGAGCAAGCCACCGAGCACGGAGCCGCCCACCACAUCACCACCUUUCCAGCGUGACCCACCACGCACACCAGACAAACCACAAUGGAACUACCCUCCACCACCCGUUGAUAUCAUGAGUGGAGGAGCAGCCUUCUGGCAAAAUUACUCCGAAUCCCUGGCGCAGGAGUUGGAGAUGGAGCGCAAAUCUCGUCAGCAGGCGAUGGAGCGUGAUGUCAAGAGUCCGUUGUCAGACCGCGCUGGUUACUACAAGAACUCAGUGUUGUUUAGCUCAGCCACUUAGCUGGCGACCUCCGGGGCUGUGAACCCCGACAAUCAACACGAUAAACACGAAGACACAAGGAAACCAAUCAUAAGCGUUAAACCCGAGUUCAGAGAGAAGUAGGCCGUUCUGAUAUUUCUUUAGUGUCCUCUCGAUAAACGAUCAAUACGUCUGUGUACAUUGAAUACAUAACUAAUUAUCUAGCUUUACAUUCUUUUGUGUAUCGGAUCUCCGAGUAUUUGUACUUUUGAGAUUAUCUGUAAAUACUGUUAUAAAUUAGAUUUAAGCCCGUAGAUUUCGUGAUGUGACGCGAGGUCGCUGAACUCUUCUUCCAUAGUGAAAUUUGUAUAUAUUUCAUAAUAUUUUUAGAUAUAAGUCUUGACAGUUCUAACGAUACACAUAAUUUACGCGUCAACAUUUAAUCGUUUACGAAAUGUACCUUUAAAUUAAUUGUUAAAUGCCAUAUUUAUACGUUAAGUAUGAUGAUUUACGAUUUAUUAUAAAUUAAGAAACAGCCUUAGCUGCGUAUUGUUUGUAACAACAUAUUAUGGAACACACGGUGGAAUAUAAAGAAAGCUUUGUAAUUGAUCGCAACAACGUUUGGAAUUGACCUAAGACUGCUUUUGUACCACGGUCUGCUUUUGUACUUGCUAAUCGAUUCAUGACACUUGAACAAUAUUUUUGCUUUGUAUAAAUUCAACUAUAAAGCGCAUAUGAUUUAAAAAUUUACAACAGACGAACGUAUAUAAAGUUUUUCUAAUGCAAUGUGAUCUUCAAUAUCAUUAACGUAUUCAGUUUUAGUGCAAUCAUUAGAUUUAACUGAUAAUAGAUUAAUGAUAAUAAAAAAAAAACAUAGAAAUGUAUGAUAGCUAUGUUAAGACAGCGGUGCCGAUGGUUCAUUUUAUAAAAUGACUGAAUGCCCAUAAUGAUAUUCUUCUGACGUACAAUGUAAUGUAAGCGAUUCCUUUAAAAUUUCAUAUAAAAUACAUUGUAAUAUAAAUAUCGAACGUCUCAUCAUAUCCAUGAUCCGGUGAAAGCGGGCAGUAUUUUAUUAAGUGCGAUAAUUAUAAUAUAAUAGAUAAACUAUAAAUGAUAGCGUUAUUUAUAUCGAUGCUUAGUUUACGAAAUGACUUUGAAUGUCUAAAAUAGUUUAAAUAAGAUUUAGACAUUGUAUCGGGAUAUUGGCGCUCGGCUGUUACACGCAUUUGAACCGCUGUUAAAAGGGACGCUCGACGAGUGUCAUGAGUGAGAACAGUCGGGCGCCGAGUCAUACGGCUUGGUACGUUUAUUCUGAAAUGUUAUCUGUAAUGGGUAAUAAAGUAAUGAAUAAAUACUUAGUUGUUACUAUAAAUGUUUAGAUGGAUGAGUGCGUGGUUGUAUACAGUGCGUGAAUGCGGCAAUUUCAUAUCAGUUCGUUAAUUUGACGAUAUAAUGUGAGAAAGUAUUACUGUUCAAAGUUUUAAUUGUGAAGUUCCGUACACUUAUAGCAUUAUUAGAAUAGAGUUCCUUUGUCAAUUAGAUGUCGAGGCUUGACAGUACACGUUGAUGACUUGGUUAUUUGCAGUUUAAUAAGCGACUUAUUAUUUAUUAUUUCUAUUAUAAUUAUUAUUAAUUUACUUAAAAUUGUGUGUGUGCCUUGUAUCGUAGAGAAAAAUAUCAAGAUUAAAAAAUAAUUAUCA